AUGAGAAAUUCCUUCUUUCAUUCCAAAAUACGGAAUGAUAAAAGACGAAAUGAGAAAAAGACAAUCCCAAAAGUCUCAUUCUCUUUUCUGAUUCCUUCUUUACUGAUUCCUUUUUUUCUCAUUCCUUCUUUUCUUAUUACGACUUUACUCAUUUCUUUUUUUUCAUUCCUUCUUUUCACAUUACGACUUUACUCAUUUCUUUUCUUUCUCAUUCCUUCUUUUCUCAUUCCGUCUGUUCUCAUUACGACUUUACUCAUUUCUUUUUUUGUCUUUCCCUCUUUUCUGAUUCCUUUUUUUUCUGGUUCCUUCUUUUCCCAUUCCUUCUUUUCUCAUUCCGUCUUUUCUCAUUCCUUCUUUUCUCAUUCCGUCUUUUCUCAUUCCUUCUUUUCCCAUUCCUUCUUUUCUCAUUCACUCUUUUCUCAUUCAUUCUUUUCUCAUACCGUCUUUUCUCAUUCCCUCCUUUCUCAUUUCCUCUUUUCUCAUUCCUUCUUUUCUCAUUCCUUCUUUUAUCAUUUCGUCUUUUCUCAUUCCCACUUUUCUCAUUCCUUCUUUUCUCAAUCCUUCUUUCCUGAUUCCUUCUUUUCUGAUUCCCUGAUUCCUUCUUUUCUAAUUCCUUCUCGUCUAAUUCCUUCUUUUCUCAUUCCUUCUUUUCUCAUUCCGUCUUUUCUCAUUACGACUUUACCCUUUAUUUUUUUUCUCAUUCACUCUUUUCUCAUUCCCUCUCCUCUGAUUCCUUUUUUUCUGAUUCCUUCUUUUCUCAUUCCUUCCUUUCUCAUUACGACUUUACUCAUUUCUUUUUUUUUCUCAUUCCUUCUUUUCUCAUUCCGUAUUUUCUCAUUCCGUCUUUUCUCAUUUCUUUUUUUCUUAUUCUUUCUUUCCUGA
Messenger RNA from Acanthosepion pharaonis, 882 nucleotides. The record is from the annotation of a GenBank genome assembly. NCBI's taxonomy places the organism in Eukaryota, Metazoa, Mollusca, Cephalopoda, Sepiida, Sepiidae.